CACUGAUCACGCUUGUCAAUUUAUCCAACUCUUCUCGCAGCGAUGGCCACGUUAAACCCACCCGCAUAUCACUGCAUUGUAUGCACGUUGACAAAAAUCCCUUUCGCGUCGCUGAGUAAAGAAAGCCAACAGAAAAUUGUACGCAAUGGAAGGCCAACGAGUCAGAUGCCCAACCUGACCUCCCGUUGUUUAAACUCGCUAAACCUGCACGCCACGGACUGGAUGACGGGAUGCGAUCGGGAGCGUAAGCUUUACUGUUGGCCCUGCCUGCUGUUCAAUACCUCUGAGUACGAUGUGUGGGGCAAACGAGGAUUUUCCGACUUUGGUCGGUUAGCGACGGCACGGACCGAGCAUACGAAAAACUCUUCGCACCAUGCGAAAAGCAAAACGCUUAAGCUGUGGAUCGAAACGGCUAGCGAGAUGAGCGAAAGUAGUGGCGAGGAGGAUGUCGAGUGUAUACCGGAGCUUGAUUUUCUGAACAUGUCCGCGUCUGAGUUGGACGAGGAGAUCGAUGUGAAGCCGAAUGUAGAAGCGUUGAGCGCGAGUAUCGCUUUUUCACAAGCGUUUGGUGUGGCACCGGUGGUGAAUCUGUGCGAAGUUGCCACAGAUGGUGAGGUGAUGUCUUACGAACCUUCGGCUAUUGUGGUGGACUGUGAGGCUGACAGUGAGAACGUUGAACCGGAGGGUCAGCCGGAUGUUAGUCAGCAAGCAAGCAAUAUUUCGACUGCUCCCGCAGAACGAAGGGCUAGCGUUUCAUGCGCGGAUGAAUAUGCAAGGAUUUACAAGAAGGGACAGCCGGACUCUGCUGGCGAUACUAUAAUGUCCCACACAAUACAAACCGGUGCGGAAAAGUAUCAACUGAAAUGGCAUUCACACUAUCAAAAUAUGAAUGUGUCCCUAUCGAAUCUCUACAAAAAUGAUCGUUAUGCGGAUGUGAUGCUGCUCACGUGCAAUGGAGAUGAUAACUACACGAUACCUGCUCAUAAGCUAAUACUCGGAACUUCCAGCUUGUACUUUGCAAACAUUUUCGACAAAAAUCCUGUUCCACUAAACGCACUCACGUACAUUGUGCUUCCACCCGAGCUCACCUAUCGCUCCAUGCAGAUUCUCAUACAGUACAUGUACACCGGCGAAUCGACCGUGUCGACGGACAUUCUGAACGAAGUGCUUCGCGGGGGAGAAAUAUUAAAAAUUCGUGGCCUCUGGAGAAACGAAUGUACGAAACCGCCACCACCCGGUAACGACCAGCAACAUAUUGCUGGUAGUAGUAAUAGUAAUAAUAGUUCGGACGGAUGUUCCGGACGGUUCGUUAGUCCAGUUACAGUUACGUUACCUCAAGCUACUCAACCUGCUUUUAUACCGCACCACGUACUUCCACCAUCUUCCACCGGUCCACUAAUUCAGGUAAAGCGUGACAUGGCUAUAGAUCCUGCUGUAGUAGUGCGUCAGAAUAUUAGUGUUGGCGAGGGGCCACGAUCUCGCUCAUUUUAUUCGUUAAAAAGUCAUGAACCCGCUAAACAACCGAAUGAGAAAAUGGUACAAGAUUUGAAUGACAAUCGUAAGAAAGAGCAAGAAAAGCAACCACUAAUGGACUCGUCCGCACUGUGGAGCGAGAAUAAUGCGAAUAGUAAUGCAGGGGAAGAACAAGCUGUUAUGCCACAAGAACUGAAUUUCCUGGACGUGAAAGCUGAACCGGUCGAGUGGAGUGAUCUUCGAGCUGGCGAACUAUCGAUGCCUGGGAACGGUGAAACUCUGGAUGGUCCACGAAAUCAAGAGCAAACUAAGAAUGACGCAGCUCCGAUCUCACCGAAGCAGAUAAAGACCGAAGAAACUCCCACGACGACGGACAGCUCUCACUCUUCAUCCUCAUCCGCAACACAGCAACAACCGACGUACUCACCCUUAACCUGUGAGCUUUGCAGCGAAACGUUUACCAUUCCCGGCGAAUGGGUACGACACAUCGAAGGACACAGCGACACCUCACAGACGCUUCCCAAACGAAGGCGACGUGCGGAAGAGUCCGAAACUGCAGAUGAAACGGCCUCGCUACGGUGUGAUUUGUGUGCCACGUUCUAUGUCACUCCGGCCGACUGGGUACGGCAUGUACAGAAUGCACACACCGAAUCGGAACUGGCGGCAUGUAAUAAGCGCGCGAACCGGAGACCGACCCGUGGACGGUUAUCGUCCACCAAUGCAGCUGCCCAGCUUUCGCCUGGAACUGCACCGGCAGCAGUGGAUGGUACGUCGGCAGAAAAGCAUUGCCCUGUGUGCAAUAAAUCCUUCCCUUCCUAUGCCAGCAUGGCUAUCCACAGACGAACCCAUACCGGCGAAAAACCAUUCUCCUGUGAAAUUUGUAACAAGGGCUUCACCGUAAAAUCGAACCUCAUACGACACAUGCGAUCACAGCACAACCAAGAAACCGGUCAUCAACCUGGCUCACCGCACACCGACCAGGACAGUGAAAAUUCCGAAUGA
This is a messenger RNA of Anopheles maculipalpis, 2475 nucleotides long. Its product is annotated as zinc finger and BTB domain-containing protein 24. The coding region runs from base 43 to 2475 and encodes 810 amino acids. The record is from RefSeq and is a predicted model, not a curated record. Gene Ontology annotation, biological process: regulation of transcription by RNA polymerase II. The transcript has 6 exons. Gene Ontology annotation, molecular function: protein binding. Lineage: Eukaryota; Metazoa; Arthropoda; Insecta; Diptera; Culicidae. Gene Ontology annotation, cellular component: nucleus.